Molecule: messenger RNA, 1713 nt
Organism: Aspergillus puulaauensis
Lineage: Eukaryota; Fungi; Ascomycota; Eurotiomycetes; Eurotiales; Aspergillaceae
Gene: CweA
Product: putative GPI anchored protein
Exons: 1
Coding region: 1-1713 (570 amino acids)
Source: RefSeq, a predicted model, not a curated record
AUGAAGGGCUUGAACGGCGGCAUUCCUCUUGCCGUGUUGGCGGCCACUGCGCACGCCCAGGGUAUCUACAAGGGACCCCACGGCGAUGACACCGGCAACGCUGCCAGCGUUGGCCACAAGAAUGAGGCCGAGUUCGAGACCACCCAGGAUAUCAAGGACGACCACUCGUGGAAGGGCCCCGGUCCCUGGCCCGGACACCCCCAUGCUUGGGGACCCUGGAAGCGUGGUGAUAUCAACGAGGGCCCUACCGGCGACGACACUGGGAACGCUGCCGCCGUUGGUAAUGAGAACGAGGCCGAGUCCGAGACCACCCAGCACAUCAAGGAUGACCACUCGUGGAAGGGACCGGGCCCUUGGUACCCGCACCCCUACUACCCUCCUCCUCCCGGACACUGGAAGCGAGGCGAUAUCAACGAGGGCCCUACUGGAGAUGACACCGGCAACGCUGCCAACAUCGGCCACAAGAAUGAAGCCGAGUCCGAGACCACCCAGCACAUCAAGGAUGACCACUCGUGGAAGGGACCGGGCCCUUGGUACCCGCACCCCUACUACCCUCCUCCUCCCGGACACUGGAAGCGAGGCGAUAUCAACGAGGGCCCUACUGGAGAUGACACCGGCAACGCUGCCAACAUCGGCCACAAGAAUGAAGCCGAGUUCGAGACGAACCAGGAUAUCAAGGACGACCACUCGUGGAAGGGUUACCCCGGCUGGCCUUACUGGUACCCGGGUGCCCCCUACCCCUACCCCGGCCCUCGCAACCACGGUGAGAACCGCCCUGCUCGCGGCUACCACACCGGCCUGAAGGAAGCCCGUGGCGUCGCUGGAGACAUCAACGAGGGUCCUAAUGGGGACGACACUGGCAACGUCGCCAACAUCAUCAACACCAACAGCGCUAGCAACGACUACGAUGGAUCCUACGAGGAUAACCACGGUGUGGAGAUCGACUACUCGUGGCCGUGGCACCAAAAGCGUGCCUUCGCUCCAUCCACCGGCAGUGGUGAUGACGAUGAAGGGUCCCAGCACUCUCCUGCAAUCACCAACAACGAGAUGACCUACCCCGGCCAGGACACCCACGGUGCCAACGGGGAGGCCUGCCAGGCUUCGCAGGUCACCCGCACUGUUACCAUGACCCGUACCCACACCGCCAUGGCCACCGAGACUGCCGCCGUGGAGGACCCUGAAGAGGACCCCGAGGACGACCCCGAGUACCCCGAGUACUUGCACGCCGCCCAGACCCCCGCCUCCAGCCAGGCCGCCCAGAGCGAGUACCCCAGCCAGGCCGUCCAGAACCCCAACCUUCACAGCGGCAUGGCGACCAACGCCGCUCCCAUCGCUACCCCCGUUGUCCACAGCUCCCAGGCAUCUGCCCCCGAGCCCACCCAGGCCUACCACGGGCCCGCCGCUUCCCAAAUCACCGUAGGCGAGGCCUCCGCCUACACCGUGAUCCCCGUGUACGUGCCCAGCGGCGCCGCGCACGGCUCCGUCGUCAUCCAGGCCAGCAGCACCCCUGCUUCAUCCUCUGCCUUCCGCACGCACGCCCUCCCUACCGGCGCGUCGCCUGAGCAGAACGCGGCCUCUUCGUCCUCGGCCACCCCGUCUUCUUCCCACGGCCCUAUCUCCUUCACUGGUGCUGCCGCUGGCAAGCUUGUUCCUUCUGCUGGUGUCUUCACGGCCCUUGCCGGUGCUGCAGCUCUUCUUGCCUUUGCUCUGUAG